Messenger RNA from Amphibalanus amphitrite, 1672 nucleotides. Its product is annotated as phosphomevalonate kinase-like. Bases 163 to 750 code for a protein of 195 amino acids. The record is from RefSeq and is a predicted model, not a curated record. The transcript is spliced from 6 exons. Gene Ontology annotation, molecular function: phosphomevalonate kinase activity. Gene Ontology annotation, biological process: cholesterol biosynthetic process; isopentenyl diphosphate biosynthetic process, mevalonate pathway. Lineage: Eukaryota; Metazoa; Arthropoda; Thecostraca; Balanomorpha; Balanidae. Gene Ontology annotation, cellular component: cytoplasm.
UUACAAAUUAUAUUUCACGUUUCUCCUAAUCAUGAUAUUCUCCCUUGUAUAAUAUUGCUAUUUAUGAGAAUAUUGUAUAUAAAUACGGUGUAGAUAUUUGUUGUUAACUUUAGCAAAGGAAGUGAUUGGCUUAAUAUAUUGAUUGACCAGACCCCAGCCAAGAUGCAAAAUGAAAUUCCAACACUGAUUGUCCUUCUUAAUGGUAAACGGAAGUCUGGGAAGGACUUUUUAGCAGAGCUGCUGAACAAAAGACUGGGAGCCGACAGGUCUGUAAUCGUUCGUCUGUCGGCGCCCAUAAAGUCCCGGUUUGCGGAGGAGUACCAGCUCGACUACAACAAAUUGCUCAGUGAUUCGGGCUACAAGGAGACGUACCGACAGGAGAUGAUUGUGUGGGGUGAGCGGAUGCGGGCGGUCGAUAACGGCUACUUCUGCCGGCUGGCGCUGGAGAUGGCCGGCGCCGACCGGUACCCCGUGUGGAUCGUCAGCGACACUCGGCGACGGACCGACAUCAGCUGGUUUCGGGAGAAGUACGGCGACCGUGUGAAGACAAUUCAGGUGAAAGCUAACCUGACGACACGGGAGCUGCGCGGAUUCGUCUUCACAAAAGGAGUCGACGACGCCGAGUCCGAGUGUGACCUGGACGGUGUCACGGGCUGGGACCUGACCGUGGUCAACAACGGCGACCCCCGGCCGCUGGACGAGGCCGUCGACACGGUGACAGCCUGGUGUACCCCAGAACGGUCGGCGUGAGACGAGAGCGACUGAAUGAACCCAAAAAGACACCGGAGGAUUAGACACCACUACGGAUGUGUUGGCCUCGGACGUAAGGCCUCAGAGCUUAAAGCACACUGUUGGUGCUGGUCUGAAUACUAUAAAUCCCUCCAACUACCUGUCAGGACGCGUCAGGUGCUGCGGGCGUGGCAGGGAUCUUCUGUCCUGUUCUUUCUCCGUCCUUUAUGCCGAUUGGGGCGAGCCGGUGCCAAUGGGAGUGUGGAACGGCUCUGUAUGUUACCGGUCGAAUUGCACCCUUUCUCUCUUACGGCUGUGGUUUCCAUAGGUGCUGGGAUCUGACCCGUCCGGAUAUGUCACAACAGGGUAACAUCCAUCACUUGCACUGGUGAUGGUGGGCAGUAUCACACCACUCGUUUCUGGAAGCAGUACUGAUAGUAUUCGCUGACUCAACCUCUUCCUGUCAAAUUUAAAUGAACAAACUGACAUGUCAUGGCGGUAUUUGUUUGACAGGUAAUUGAAAUGUUGGUGUCGCUGGAAGCAAUAUGGUUCGAGGAUGACGAACAUCUACUUUUGUGAUCAAACGUGGCCAUUUUGAGAAGUGUAUGGGCAGAUCGUCGGCGAUUGAAUGUGCUUGUACAUUCCUAAACGUAAAUACUCGGCCAUCGGGCUACUCCUGUGUCCUGACGAGGUCGGGACGCUGUUACGAGCGAUGUCUACGAGCGAUGUCUGUUGGAGAACGGAAAGUGGAGUGUUUCUACAGUGGUUUACGACCUGUUAUUUAUAACUUGUAGUAUUUUUAUCGUGUCACUUUUCUAUGAUGUUAACAUCGUCCAUGAGAGCUGUUGAGAAUUGUACGAGGACUGACGCACUGCCCUUCAGUAUUUAUUGAUGCACUGCACCCUUAUCAUGACGUUGCCAAAUAAAAUGUUCCUCUUUCUAA